CCACUGGUGGGAUGCCCCCCUUUUUGUUUCCGCCGUGCCGUCUUGAUUUUCUUGGACAGACCCCGAACCAGGCAGAGGAAGGGAAAUGGAUUACUUUUCUCGUGUCCCAAUUCUCUUGCGCCGUUUUCUUGUUUCAGGGUCUCGCCGUCGCUUUGCUCUAUGCCCACUAUGGGUCAAUUCGCUGGCAUAAAUGCGGAAAGCUGAUGGCCCAUUGGGCAUUUGUCCGGUUUCUUCUUGCCUCGCUGUCCGUCAUGCACACAACCACAUCGGCGCUCACCCAGCCGUGGCCAUGAGUGAUCUGCUUACUACGCCGGCAUCCAUUACCCGGUUGCAGUGUGCCGUACACACACAGUGCAGCCCUGACACUCUCGCCGCAUCCGCAUCCGCAUCCGCAUCCGCAUCCGCAACCG
Molecule: messenger RNA, 410 nt
Organism: Lasiosphaeria miniovina
Lineage: Eukaryota; Fungi; Ascomycota; Sordariomycetes; Sordariales; Lasiosphaeriaceae
Exons: 1
Coding region: 12-293 (93 amino acids)
Source: RefSeq, a predicted model, not a curated record